AUGGGCAAGCUUCCGAACCUUCGAUCCAUCUUCGCAAGUGCCAGAACAUCGGACGAGGAGAAGCAAUUGUCUCGGGCGACGUUCUACAGAUUCGCCGUCUUUGUCGGAUCAUGCGUCUUCAUCAGCUUGUUGGCGUCAAAGAGCAAUAGCAGCGCUCGGGAUACGAGACGGGCCGUCUCCUCCGCGGUCACACAGGUGUUCACAGAUGGAGGCCUCAAGCUGGUCUAA
Messenger RNA from Filobasidium floriforme, 228 nucleotides. RefSeq lists its product as uncharacterized. NCBI's taxonomy places the organism in Eukaryota, Fungi, Basidiomycota, Tremellomycetes, Filobasidiales, Filobasidiaceae. Bases 1 to 228 code for a protein of 75 amino acids. Gene Ontology annotation, biological process: outer mitochondrial membrane organization. The record is from RefSeq and is a predicted model, not a curated record. The transcript is spliced from 3 exons.